Messenger RNA from Lotus japonicus, 1387 nucleotides. Its product is annotated as F-box protein SKIP19-like. The record is from RefSeq and is a predicted model, not a curated record. NCBI's taxonomy places the organism in Eukaryota, Viridiplantae, Streptophyta, Magnoliopsida, Fabales, Fabaceae. The transcript is spliced from 3 exons. Bases 61 to 1041 code for a protein of 326 amino acids. Gene Ontology annotation, molecular function: protein binding.
UCAACGUGUGUUGUAAGUUUUACCCUCACCAAGUCUUUUCAUUUCAACUUGAAAGCCCGGAUGGCAGAAGAAGAAAGGCCUGCGAAGAAACCCCAAGGCUCUAGUGAUCGCACAGAGCCAAACAAACUUGGUGAAAUGCUUCAACUGAUUCCUCGAGAACUCGCUUCAAAGAUUCUCAACAAGCUUGGUGCCUUUGAAAUUUUCCCCACUGCAAGCUUAGUGUGUCAUUUUUGGUGGAAAUUAUGUAUCGACCCUCUCAUGUGGCGCACCAUUGAUCUCACCAGCCACCCUCGUGUUGGACAUGCCAAAUUGGAGAAGUUUUGUCUCCGUGCCAUUCAACAAAGUUCUGGUCAUUUACAAGACAUUAGUAUUAAAGAUAUUGCCACUGACGAUAUUCUCAAAUCAAUUGCUGAUAGCGGAAGUCACUUACGGCGGUUGCGUCUUUUGAGAUGCUGGGAAAUUUCGGAUGAACAAUUGGAUGAGGUUGUGAAGAAGCUUCCGCGGUUGGAGGAGUUUGAAAUUUCGGUCAAUAUCAUAUCUAAGGAUACUUUGGAACUCAUGGGAAAAUGUUGCCCGCAUUUGAAAGUGCUGAAAUUUAACAUGAAGGAAAUUAAAGGCGAGGAGUGUGAUGAUGAGGCAUUUGCUAUUGCGAAAACCAUGCCUCAGCUACGUCAUCUCCAACUUCUGGGAAACAGGCUCACUAAUAAAGGCUUGAUUGCCAUUCUUGAUGGAUGCCCUCGUCUUGAAUCUCUUGAUCUGCGUGUUUGUUCUAAUGUCAAUUUGAGUGGAAGUUUGAGGGAAAGGUGUUGUAAGCAGAUAAAGAAUUUGCGUUUUCCAGAUGACUUGAGCAGUGAAAUUUCCAUCUACGUUGAAGGUGGUGCUGUUGGUUAUUAUGAAUUGGACUGUGGAUGUGACAUUGACCAGGCCAAUUAUGAGGCCGAGUUAGAGGCGUAUCAAGAUGCAGUCUGGGCUCAAUUCGAUAAUGAUAGGGACGAUGAAUAUGAAGAAUUCCUUGACGCUCACUACCUUGAGCUAUUAUGAUUAAUGUUUUAGUUAAGUGAUCCUAUGUUCUUUUUGGAUAUGUUGAUCACCUGCAGGUACAGGUACAGGUACUGUUCUAUAUGACAUUUAUGUUUGGAUUUAAGUGGCUCAAUGGUUGUUCUAAAUGCCAUGGUUCUUUUACUUUUGUAGUGUCCUAGGAUUCUGAUGACUGGUUCACAUACUUUGUUAACAUGGCUUAAGUAGUAUUUUGUUUUUGUUGUCAAAUCUCUUUGGUUUCCAAAGUACUUUUGUGAAUCAGUUGUGACAAAAUGACUUAUGAGCUUUGAGCUGUUAGCCUGUUACUGAUAUUCAUACCUAUAUUGGAUACUUUAGCAAUUAGAUAUUA